GGGUUUCAACCGACUAGCUUUUGCGGCAGUAGCUAGCCAGCUAGUUACUUUUUCAUCGGGGGAAAGGUUGUUGUUUCUAGUCUACCUUCACGCCGCGGAGUUGUUUUGUUAGAAGACAAACGGUUUUCACAGUGUCCAGUCCACGAUGAAUCCCGAAUAUGACUAUUUAUUCAAGCUGCUCUUGAUUGGUGACUCUGGUGUUGGAAAGUCUUGCCUUCUUCUCCGAUUUGCAGAUGACACAUACACAGAAAGCUACAUUAGCACUAUCGGUGUGGACUUUAAAAUAAGAACUAUAGAAUUAGACGGAAAGACCAUCAAACUUCAAAUCUGGGAUACAGCAGGGCAGGAGAGGUUUCGCACAAUCACAUCCAGUUAUUACAGAGGAGCACAUGGCAUUAUUGUAGUCUAUGAUGUUACAGAUCAGGAGUCCUUCAAUAAUGUUAAACAGUGGCUACAGGAGAUUGACCGCUACGCCAGUGAAAAUGUUAACAAGUUAUUGGUUGGCAACAAGUGUGACUUAACAACAAAAAAAGUUGUGGAAUACACAACGGCAAAGGAAUUUGCUGAUUCCCUUGGCAUUCCUUUCUUGGAAACUAGCGCUAAGAACGCCACCAAUGUGGAGCAGGCCUUCAUGACCAUGGCUGCUGAGAUCAAGAAGAGAAUGGGCCCCGGAGCCACAGCUGGAGGCGCUGAGAAGUCUAACGUGAAGAUCCAGAGCACUCCAGUGAAGCCUGCAGCUGGAGGCUGCUGCUGAGGCCCCCUCGACCCCCCUCACCUCGGCACCUGGAUCUUGGAGCAAGAGCCCCCACAAUAGGAGAAAGAAAGGGGGAUAGAUCAUUUAUGGAGCAAGGAGUGAAUAUGGAGAAUAGAAUAAAAGAGAGCGUGAAACGGGCAACAAUUUAAGUUACCCAAGUUGUACUGUAUGUAGCCGCACUACCAAAAACAUUCAAAAAUCUGCUUUUUUCAAACUAAAACUGAUGAGAGGUCUGAGAUUUGGUAACGGUCAGUCCCCUUCACCCCUGCUGUCUGUCAGGGGCUGCUUUUAACCAACCCCACCCCAAAAAAAGGAUGGAUUUCAUUUUCACUCUACGAUUUUAAAUCCUCUGUGUGCAGGUUUCUAAGAAUAAUGUGUGUAUUUAUCUCACUGCAUUCCUACUGCAGGGCUGGUCUGUGGUCAAAAUUCAAUGACAUUUUCUUUUUCUGUCCUUUUCCUUUCUUACUUUGUUCUUACUUGUUGAUUAUUUUACUGUUUAUAUUUGCAUGUGUAGGUUUCUGUCCCCACGGAUUGUUUUGUCGGUCUGUUGAGAUCAACCGGGCAGCGGUGGUUCACAGUCCUACAUCUGUUUAGUGAAAUAUGUGUACAUAUACACUAUGU
Messenger RNA from Sinocyclocheilus rhinocerous, 1375 nucleotides. RefSeq names its product ras-related protein Rab-1A-like. The transcript is spliced from 6 exons. The coding region runs from base 146 to 754 and encodes 202 amino acids. NCBI's taxonomy places the organism in Eukaryota, Metazoa, Chordata, Actinopteri, Cypriniformes, Cyprinidae. Gene Ontology annotation, molecular function: GTP binding; GTPase activity. The record is from RefSeq and is a predicted model, not a curated record.